CUGGGAGGGGAAAGGGACCAUUCAUAGGCUGUAACGGUCAAACCCAGGGCCCCACCUGCUUCUCUAGCUGCAAGAGGGAUAUCCCUGCCCCCCCCACACACACACUUUCAUUGGGCACCAUCCCAGCAGCUUCCUGGAGGGUGCUCCCCCCAGGGAUGUGGUGUGGGGUUCAGGCCCGGCCCCUGCCUGCUCCUGAUGCUGGCCUGGCCUUGCAGAGUGGCGGGUAUGACCUCAACCUCUUCGCCACCCCUCCUGACUGCAAUUUCCUGUGCUCUGUGUGCCAUGGGGUGCUCAAGCGGCCUGUGAGGUUACCAUGCAGCCACAUCUUCUGCAAGAAGUGCAUCCUCCGCUGGCUGGCCAGACAAAAGACCUGUCCCUGCUGCAGAGAGGAGGUGAAGCACAGAAAGCUCGUCCACGUGAAUAAACUCCGCAAGACCAUUGGCCGCCUGGAAGUCAAGUGCAAGAACGCCGACGCUGGCUGCUCGGUGACGUGCCCGUUGGCCCACCGCAAGGGGCACCAGGACUCCUGCCCGUUCGAGCUGGCCGCCUGCCCCAAUGAAGGCUGCCCGGUGAAGGUCCCGCGGGGAAGCCUGGCGGAGCACAGCCAGGUCUGUGCGCAUGCGGCCCGGCAGCGGUGCCCGCUGGGCUGCGGGGCCAGCCUGAACCCGGUGGAGCGCACGCGCCACAACUGCUACCGCGAGCUGCGCGAGGCCUGGAGCCAGAGCCAGGAGCGCAGCCGGGGCCUGCUGCUCGGCCUGCUGCGGCGCAUGCGCAAGGUGCACCGCACCACCAGCCUGCUGCGGCGCCAGCUGGCGCAACUCGGAGACUUCCUGGAGGACGAUGCCCUGCUGGUGGCGGCCCCGCCGGUGCAGCAGGCCCGGGCCACGCCAGAGGGCAGCCGGAGACCUGAAGUUGGGGGGCCCAGGGCCACGGUACCUUCCAAAUAGAGGGCUAAAUAAAUGCGAGCCCAGGCCUGGCCCGCUC
Messenger RNA from Erinaceus europaeus (western European hedgehog), 984 nucleotides. RefSeq names its product ring finger protein 151 (gene RNF151). Gene Ontology annotation, cellular component: plasma membrane signaling receptor complex. The record is from RefSeq and is a predicted model, not a curated record. Gene Ontology annotation, molecular function: zinc ion binding; ubiquitin-protein transferase activity. NCBI's taxonomy places the organism in Eukaryota, Metazoa, Chordata, Mammalia, Eulipotyphla, Erinaceidae. Gene Ontology annotation, biological process: regulation of canonical NF-kappaB signal transduction; protein K63-linked ubiquitination; positive regulation of JNK cascade.